AAACAAAGAGCGGAUUGGAAUCCAGGCCUUGAGAGGUCUCUUGUUGACAUUCUCCAUGAAUUUAAAGAUAGUGGAUAUAGAGGUGACAAUGGUUGGAACUUCGAAGGGUGGAAUAGAAUGGUCAAGGAGUUUCAUGUGAGGAACAAGUAUGUCUCCUUUACAAAGUCUCAAAUUCAGGAUAAAGAAGGUCAGCUGAAGAGAGACUACAAGAUGCUCAAAGCAGCAAAGCAACAGAGUGGGUCCACCUGGAAUGAGAAAAGGAAUAUGGUUGAAGGACCACCAGCUUUGUGGGAGAAUCUCAUGGUGACAUUUCCUAAAAUCAAGAAGUUUAACAACAACAAGGCAGCCUUCCCGCUCUUUGAUGCUUUGGGAGAGCUUUAUGAUGGUAAAAAAAAUCAAACUGUGGCUGCUCAGGGAUCGAACCUUGGAUCUAUUGAGCAAAAUGCCUAG
Messenger RNA from Zea mays, 450 nucleotides. RefSeq lists its product as uncharacterized. Lineage: Eukaryota; Viridiplantae; Streptophyta; Magnoliopsida; Poales; Poaceae. The record is from RefSeq and is a predicted model, not a curated record. The transcript has 3 exons. The coding region runs from base 118 to 450 and encodes 110 amino acids.